CAUACAUGGCCUUUGAGGAUUUUGACUUUGACUCAUCUUCUCGCAAAUCGGCCAUAACAAUGGGGUGGAAUCCAUUCGGAGGGUCCUCAGAAGCUGGACCAUCGAAUACCGGAUCGUCGUCGAGCGCCGCAACUACCGCUCCCGAUCCACCCCGGCCGCUGGACUGGGAUACAGUCUACAGGGACGAACUGAGGAAUCAAGAGGCGCAGAUCCCUACUGUGGAUGAUGUACCGACCUGUAUGAGCCUAUUUGACUCAUUCUUCAAGUGUUAUGCUCUGUUUCCCGCUGUGCGAGGCUACUACCGGUAUGGCUAUGUCAGAUCCUGUUCCCACAAAUGGGAUGACUACAAGUAUUGCCUAUCCAUCAAAUCUGAGGAUGCAGAGGAGAGGAGACGGCUGUGGAUCAAGCGAGUCGCAGAGGGAUGGACCAAGCGAAGAUUAGAGGGCAGUAGUGAGGACGUGUGGGAGGCAAGGAGGACCCCGCCGGAAAACUUUCCUCCUCCUUGGCCUGAGGAUCUAGGUAAUGAACAGGUCACGACGUAGACCCAUAGGCGAUUCAUGUAUCAUCCACACUCUCACCUUC
Molecule: messenger RNA, 582 nt
Organism: Kockovaella imperatae
Lineage: Eukaryota; Fungi; Basidiomycota; Tremellomycetes; Tremellales; Cuniculitremaceae
Exons: 4
Coding region: 6-542 (178 amino acids)
Source: RefSeq, a predicted model, not a curated record